AUGGCCAACGAUGCCGUUCACUGGCUGGUUGCCAGGGACUCGAGCGAUGAUCCGCAAGACACCACGCCGACGCUGUCUGGCCUGCUCACCACUCUAAUCCCCGCCCUCAUCUCCUUCGUUGUGAUGGUGUUGCUCUUCAUCAUCCUGCGUAAGAGCAAUCGCAGAAUGUACAUGCCCCGAACCUACAUUGGAUACCUCCGUCCCUGGCAGCGCACCCCCGACUCUCCGACCGGAACUUGGGACUGGAUCAAGGCCAUGUACCAGCUACCCGACACCUACGUCCUGCAGCACCACUCGAUGGACGCCUACCUGAUGCUUCGUUUCCUCAAACUCUGCUCCGUCAUUUUGUUUGUGGGCUGCUGUAUCACUUUCCCCAUCUUGUGGCCUGUCAAUGCCACUGGUGGUGGUGGAAAGAUCCAACUGAACAUGCUGAGCAUUUCGAAUAUUCACGAGACUCAAUACGGUCGUUACUACGCCCAUUGCUUCCUCGCCUGGAUCUUUGUCGCCUUCAUCUUCUUCAUGAUCACCCGCGAGCACCUCUUCUAUAUCAACCUGCGCCAGGCGUACCUUUUCUCGCCCGCCUACGCUAGCCGCCUCUCAUCUCGUACCGUUUUGUUUACAACUGUUACCGAGGACCUCUUGAACAAAGACAAGCUUCGCACUAUGUUUGGCCGCGACAAGGUCAAGAAUGUCUGGAUCGCAACCGAUACUAAGGAGCUUGAGGAGAAGGUCAAGGAGCGCGAUGCUGCUGCGAUGAAGCUUGAGGGUGCGGAGACUAAGCUCAUUGUGCUUGCUAACAAGGCGCGCAGCAAGGCUCUCAAGAAGCAAGGCUCGGCUGAGAACCCCGAGACUGACAUUGGUGAUGGCCAGUUUGAUGAUGAGUCUGGCUCCGUUGCUGCUCGUUGGGUGGAGGCUAAAAAACGUCCCACGCACCGUCUCAAGAUGCUCAUUGGCAAGAAGGUCGACACUAUCAACUGGGCCCGUUCGGAAAUCGAGCGUCUCUCCCCCGAAAUCGAGGAAUUGCAGGCCAAGCACCGCGCCGGAGAAACUAAGCUGGUCUCCUCCGUCUUUGUCGAGUUCUACAAUCAGUCCGAUGCCCAGGCUGCCUUCCAGUCUGUGGCCCACAAUCUCCCCCUUCACAUGAGCCCUCGCUACAUUGGUUUAGACCCUACUCAGGUUAUCUGGUCCAACCUCCGCAUCAAGUGGUGGGAACGCCUCGGUCGCUACGCUGCCACCCUUGCUUUUGUUUGCGCUAUGAUCAUCUUCUGGGCCAUUCCCACUGCAGUCGUUGGUGCUAUCUCCAACAUUGACUCUUUGACCAAGAUCGUUCCUUUCCUGAAGUUUAUCGACAGUGUUCCGUCAUGGAUUAAGGGUGUUAUUACCGGUCUUCUGCCUACUGUUAUGAUGGCCAUUCUCAUGGCACUAGUCCCUAUCAUCCUUCGCCUCAUGGCCAAGUUGGGUGGUGCUCCCAGUCUAGCUGCCGUUGAACUGACCGUCCAGAACUGGUUCUUCGCUUUCCAAGUUGUUCAGGUCUUCCUGGUCGUGACCGUUGCGUCAUCUGCCACCAGUGUCGUCAGUAGUAUCAUUGAUAACCCCUCUUCGGCUGCCUCGCUGUUGGCCCAGAAGAUUCCUACCGCGUCCAACUUCUAUAUCUCCUACAUCAUUUUGCAGGGAUUGUCUUUCAGCGCUGGUGCUUUGCUCCAGAUUGCCGGCCUUAUUCUCGGAAAGAUCCUGGGCAGGUUGCUGGAUAGCACCCCUCGCAAGAUGUACACUCGUUGGUCAAGCUUGGCUGGUCUCGGAUGGGGCACUGUUUACCCUGCCUUCACUUUUUUGACCGUUGUCGCAAUUGUCUACUCUUGCAUUGCGCCGCUUGUCAUGGGCUUCGGUACCAUUGGUCUUUACCUGUUCUAUUUCGCCUUCCGGUACAACCUGUUGUAUGUGUCGAACGCAACCAUUGACACCCAGGGUCGGAGCUACACCCGUGCUCUGCAGCAGCUCACUGUCGGCUGCUAUCUGUCUAUGGUUUGUCUGAUUGGUCUGUUCGCCAUUGGCUCCGGCGCCAACAGGAUGGCUCUCGGUCCCCUGAUCCUCAUGAUCCUCCUCCUGAUCUUUGUCAUCCUGUUCCACCUCUCGAUGAACACCGCCAUGGAGCCCCUUCUUAACUACUUGCCCAAGAACCUCGAGGCAGAGGAGGAGAGCUUGCUCGCCGCUGAGAACACUAACAUCGGUACCUUGAACGAGAAGUCCAAGACCGAGGACCUGAACGGCGCUAGCGGCUCCAUCUCCGGCCCCCGCGACAGCGGUGUCGGCAACGUGGACAACGGCCUCGGCAGCGUCGACUCAGCCGAGAAGGGUCUCACCGAGACCUCGUCGCCAGCACCUAAGCCGAACGUGUUCACCAAGUUCCUGCGUCCGGACCUGUACCACAACUACCACCAGCUGCGCAAGUUGGUCCCCAGCUCCUCGGAGAUCCCUACUUACCCCGCCGAAGUUGAGCGUGACGCCUACUGCCACCCGGCCAUCACCUCGCAGCCUCCUCUUCUCUGGAUUCCCCGCGACGCUCUUGGAGUCAGCUCCCAGGAAGUCGCGCACACCUCGCGCGUCAUCCCCAUCACGGACGAGGACGCCUACCUCGACGAGAACUGCAAGAUCCAAUGGAACGAGGAGAAGGGCGAGCCCCCCAUCUACGAGGAGAAGAUUGCCUACUAA
Molecule: messenger RNA, 2709 nt
Organism: Penicillium expansum
Lineage: Eukaryota; Fungi; Ascomycota; Eurotiomycetes; Eurotiales; Aspergillaceae
Exons: 3
Coding region: 1-2709 (902 amino acids)
Cellular component (GO): plasma membrane
Molecular function (GO): calcium-activated cation channel activity
Source: RefSeq, a predicted model, not a curated record